AUGAACAGUAUCGGGGAGGCUUGCACCCACAUGAAGCACAAGUACGACCAGUGCUUCAAUCUCUUGUUUGCCAAAAAGUUUCUCAAGGGAGAUGGCUCUGAGGACCCAUAUGAUGACCUCUUCAAGAGCUACCAGAAGUGCAUCCAGAAAGCAGUAAAAGAGAAAGAGAUUCCUAUUGAAAGACUGGAGUUCAUAGGCCAUGGCAAAAAAAAAAAAAAAAAAUCUCCCUGGCAACCGUUGCGCGCCGGGCAGCGGCCGAAGAAGUGCUGCCACGCCAAGGAAGUGCUGCCACGCCUGCCACGGGAUCCGCUGCAGGCGGUGCGGCGUCGCAUUCAGGAGCUGAAGCAGCAGGAGUCCAAUGUGUUUGCUUUGGAGCCAUUUUUAGCCCACGAGUAA
Ictidomys tridecemlineatus (thirteen-lined ground squirrel) is the source of this 396-nucleotide messenger RNA. The record is from RefSeq and is a predicted model, not a curated record. NCBI's taxonomy places the organism in Eukaryota, Metazoa, Chordata, Mammalia, Rodentia, Sciuridae.